UAUCGAUCCAUUAAAACAAGAGGCUUUAUUGGCUACCAACUCCCAUUCCAGAAAUGGCUGCAACUGAAGCUAACACUAUCCCCCAGGCCAACACAGAAUCCACCAUACAGUUGGCACGUCCUUUGGCCAACUUUCCUCCUUCGAUAUGGGGUGAUCGCUUCCUAUUAUUCUGUCCUGACAAUUCGCAAUUGGAAGCAUAUGGUAAAGCUAUGGAGCAGCCGAAAGAACAACUGAGAAGAUUGAUUGUAAACCCUGCUAUUGAUUCAAACGAAAAACUGAGCUUGAUUUAUUCAGUGUAUCGUCUUGGUUUGGCAUAUCUUUUCUCGGAAGAUAUUGAUGGCCAACUUGAUAAACUUUUCAACCAGCUUAACAUGCAAAGUUACCAUGAAGCAGAUCUCUAUACAAUAUCUAUUCACUUUCAAGUCUUUAGAAUCUUUGGUUACAAAUUUUCUUGUGACGUGUUCAACAAAUUCAAGGAUUUUAGUAUGGGUGAAAUCACGGAAGACAUUACUAUAGAUGCGAGGGGCAUGAUGAGUUUCUAUGAGAGUGCUCAGUUAAGAAUAAGUGGAGAAUCUAUCUUAGAUGAAGCCGUUUCAUUCCUAGAAAGUAAACUAAAAACCGUAGAGAAAACACUCCAAGGUGCUCUUGCACGACAAGUGAAACAUGUGUUGGAGAGACCUUUUCAUCGAGGGCAUCCAAUGUUUGAAGCAAGGCAGUAUUUGUUGAAUUUUGAAGAAGAAAUUUCUGGAUAUGACUCACUACUAACUCUUGCAAAAGUGCAUUUCAACUACUUGCAACUCCUACAGAAGGAAGAACUUCGAAUUGUAUCAAAGUGGUGGAAGGAGUUGGAAUUACAAGUGAAAACAUCUUAUGUAAGAGAUAGAGUGCCUGAGUGCUAUGUAUGGAUAUUAUCACUAUUCUCGGAGCCUUAUUACUCUCAAGCCCGAAUCAUAACAACCAAAGUUAUACUACUUGUGUUGGUGUUAGAUGAUACAUAUGAUGCAUAUGCUACAAUCGAAGAGAUCCGGCUUCUAACAGAUGCAAUAAACAGGUGGGACAUUAGUGCGAUGAUGCAACUACCAGAAUAUAUAAAACCAUUCUACGAAAUUAUAUUGAAUGAGUAUGCUGAAUUCAAGAAACAAGGAUUAACUGAUUUUACCGAGGCAUCAAAAAAAGCUUUUCAAGAACAAGCAAGAGGCUACCAUCAAGAAGCUGAAUGGAGGCAUAGAAGAGAGGUGCCGUCAUUUGAGGAAUAUAUGAGGAUUGGGUUACCAACAUCAACACAUGACCUUCUAUGUAAGUCUGCCUUAAUUGGUAUGGGCAAGAUUGUCACCCAAGAGGCUUAUGCUUGGUACCAAAGUCAUCCGAAGAUCAUGAUAGCUUCACAGACGAUUUCAAGACUCCAAGAUGACGUGAUGACUGUUGAGUUUGAGCGUGAAAGAGCUCCAUCGGCCACAGGUAUAGAUGCAUAUAUGAAGACUUUUGGGGUGUCAGAAAAUGUUGCUGUGGAGGCAAUAAAAAAAAUGGUUGAAAAUGCUUGGAAAGAUAUAAACGAGGGGUGUCUAAAGCCAAGGGAGGUCCCAAUGGAUCUACUCGCUCCAAUUGUUAACCUUGCACGAAUGAUAGAUGUGGCGUACAAACACAAUGAUGGGUUCACUUUUCCAGAAAAGACACUUAAGGAAAUUAUUACACUCUUGCUCUGUGUUUCAGUCCCCAUGUAACAACCAGUGUGUUCGUUAUUACUGUUUUAUAUCUUCCUUUAUGUAUUGAUGACUAAGAAUAUCCAGUA
Messenger RNA from Helianthus annuus (common sunflower), 1789 nucleotides. RefSeq names its product alpha-copaene synthase-like. The transcript is spliced from 7 exons. Gene Ontology annotation, molecular function: magnesium ion binding; terpene synthase activity. The record is from RefSeq and is a predicted model, not a curated record. Bases 54 to 1721 code for a protein of 555 amino acids. NCBI's taxonomy places the organism in Eukaryota, Viridiplantae, Streptophyta, Magnoliopsida, Asterales, Asteraceae. Gene Ontology annotation, biological process: diterpenoid biosynthetic process.